AUGGCCAAGCACAGCCAAUCCCAACCACAGCUAUUCAGCUUCAUCAUUCAACAACUGCUUAAACUCAUUUGCAAGCACCAGCCAAGCAAACUCAGGUAUAGCAAUUUGCUGUCUGGUGCUGGAUACAGCAGCUCGCUGUCUGGCACUGGAUACAGCAAUCCACUGUCUAGCACCCACUACAUCAACUCCCUAUCUACCACUGGCUACAGCAACUCUAACAAUCCAUCACUGAACUCACAUAUCACCAAACCCAUCCAACCUGGCACCAACACCAGUGCUAAGCACAUUGCCCAUGGUGCCCAACCGCCUUACUGGCCCCAUUCCCCAUUGGCUGGGCAUGCACUGACACAUGACCCAGCAGCAGAUGAAAUACCAGAUUCUAAUGUCAUUCAUACUUUGGGCCCUGCGAGGUCUUCUGAACAACAUCAACGCUCCCAACACAUGCCCCCAACACCAACAUUGGCACCUUACUCAGUUCCUUCGCUCUCAAUGCAUGCUCCCACUCCUGCUUCCACCACUGCUGCAGGCCUGUCUUCAGAGGCUGCAACUUUGGCAGAAACUACAGUCCAGUCCAAGAUCAGUAUGGCGGCCUAUGAACAAGUCCAUAGCUGCUCAAGAGAACUCAUCAAAGGAAUCAUAUUUACCCCUGAUGCAAAUGUGUCAUCUCCCACAGAUCAAAAAUGCAUCAUCAAGGAAACCAUUAACAAAGCAGUACCUUCUGUUCUGAGUCUUCACAGCCUUACUCAAUGGCCAGCCAUCCCAAAGGACAUCUCAGCAAUUUGGUGA
This is a messenger RNA of Suillus subaureus, 786 nucleotides long. RefSeq lists its product as uncharacterized. The record is from RefSeq and is a predicted model, not a curated record. The transcript is spliced from 7 exons. Lineage: Eukaryota; Fungi; Basidiomycota; Agaricomycetes; Boletales; Suillaceae. The coding region runs from base 1 to 786 and encodes 261 amino acids.